UUUCAAGAAAUCAAAUACAAGCGCACCUUGAACAUAUAUUUAAUAAAUAUAACUGGUGGUAUUUAACAUUCGAUUAAUUUCGAUUGGCAAGACAAUAGAAUUCAUGAUUAUUGCAAAUCGUAAUUUUAUGCUGCCAAGCGAGUUAUGGAAGAAGACAAUCAUAAUAAUAAGAUCCAUAGAACGAUUGAUAUCGAUGCACAAAACAAAAUCAUCUUAAGUUUACGUCAGCAGCAAAAGAGCGCAAACGCCAAGCAGCCUGCCCAGGAACGACUUAAACGUCUGCAAUCAAAUUUAAAACAAUUGAAAGACAGAAAAGUUGACAAUGAACGAGUCUUGGCCAAACGAAGUAGCACAAACUGCAGCAAUUCUGCCAGCACGAGCUCUUCUGCCACAUUUCACACAAUGUGUAAAGCAUAUGAGCCCAGGCAGUCGAAGGGCUUAGUGCAGCACUCUCUGAAGAUUACAAAAACGCAACUGCCAGUGCACAGCUGCAGUCCAAGUUCACGCAUUUCUGUUAAGGAUGCCUGGGCGAAGCCCAAGGCGUUGCUUGAUGCAAGCAAUCGACUAGAAAGGAAUCACUCCAUAAGUGCCAAUCAACGUCUUAUGAUGCUACGCGAGUCACUGCAGCUGCAGCAGCCGCAGUCGCAGCAAAAGGAGGCGAAUAACAACAUUAAUAAAAGUGACGCAAUCGGCAAGCAGCUGCCAGCUACAACUGCCACAAGCAACGUCAAGGCAACCCCUUUACCAAGUUUAAAGCACGAUGUGGAACCCAUGGACAUAGACUGUCAAGAAGGGGAGGAGGAGCAGGAGGUGGAAGAGGAGGAGGAGGAGGAGGAGAAGGAGAAGGAGAAGGAAAAGGAAAAGGAAGAGCAGCAUGUCACCAGCUCUGCAGUGUUUGAUUUAAGAACGAAUAACAAUCAGAGCCAACUGGAAAGUAAAUCAGAUCUGACGCUACAAAGGCUUCUGGGUACUGGACAGGAGUUGCCCGCGCGUUGUGUGGAUCACAUGUACUUUGUGCUGGACACAAAUGUGCUAAUGGAUAACCUUGUCUUUGUGGAGGACCUGUGUCAUGUGGCAUUAGGCGAAACAAAGGGCAGCAUGCUGUAUAUACCAUACAUUGUCAUCAAGGAGCUGGACAAGCUCAAGGACACACGCAAUGAGGACAAACUAAAGCGUACAAAAGCCAUACGGGCCAUACACUAUCUAAAUAAGAAGUUUGACAAUAGGCUCAAAAUUCAAGGCCAAUCUGCGCUGGAGGAGGCGAAUCAUUUGAUCGAUGUUGAUUGCCCGGAUGACAGCAUUGUGAACUGUUGUCUGCAGCUGCAGUCAGAGGUGCCGCAUCUGAUGCUUCUGACCAACGACAAUAAUUUACGCCUCAAGGCCAACGCCUCAGCUAUACAAGUGUCCUGCCGUUCCGAUUUGGUAAAUGAUUAUCGUUCCCAGUUCGAUGCAUUACCCUCAUCAUAGCUUACGUCCAUGGAGGACGUUAGUCGAAGAUUGCGUUUGUGAUAGAUGUGUAGAUUGAACCACCACUGCACCGCUGACAACACGAAGUACAAUUUGCCUAUGCACACAUAAUAUAUUUAUAAAAAUAUAAAUAAAUUUCAUGUAUAUACAUUCACAUAUCUAGCUACUUAUGUAAAUAGACAUAUACGUAUAUAUUUAAUUCGUAUUUAAAUAGACGACUCACAGACUUAUAAGCAAUAAACUUUAUACAA
This is a messenger RNA of Drosophila hydei, 1718 nucleotides long. It is a transcript of the gene Swt1, whose product is annotated as YTH domain-containing protein 1. The transcript has 6 exons. Gene Ontology annotation, cellular component: nucleus. The record is from RefSeq and is a predicted model, not a curated record. NCBI's taxonomy places the organism in Eukaryota, Metazoa, Arthropoda, Insecta, Diptera, Drosophilidae. The coding region runs from base 145 to 1467 and encodes 440 amino acids.